Molecule: messenger RNA, 2364 nt
Organism: Paramecium tetraurelia
Lineage: Eukaryota; Ciliophora; Oligohymenophorea; Peniculida; Parameciidae
Exons: 8
Biological process (GO): microtubule-based movement
Molecular function (GO): ATP binding; microtubule motor activity; microtubule binding
Source: RefSeq, a predicted model, not a curated record
AUGCCAGCUGAAUGUGUAAAAGUCAUUGUAAGAAUGCGUCCAUUCAAUCAAAGAGAAACGGAGAAUGGAAGCAAACCAUGUGUGGUAGUUUAUGAAGACACCAACACUGUGGAAUUAAGAAAUUCAUAGGAUAAUGAUGUGAAAUCGUAUACAUAUGAUUACGUGUUUGGAUCAGAGACACCUCAACUAUCCAUUUAUCAGAAAACUGCUUUCAACUUGGUAGAGAGUGUAGCAGAUGGUUAUAAUGGAACAAUAUUUGCAUAUGGUUAAACAGGUUGUGGCAAAACAUUCACUAUGAUUGGAGACCCAUCUAGUGAAACAAUGAAGGGAAUCAUACCUAGAACUUUUGAUCAAAUUAUCAGCAUUAUAAAUAAUAACUCAGACUCAAACAAAAAAUUUCUACUUCGAUGUUCAUACAUAGAAAUAUACAAUGAAGAAAUACAUGAUUUAUUAAGCAAAGAUGUGAAGCAGAAAUAUGAAUUAAAAGAGAGAUAAUAAGGUGUCUACGUUAAAGAUCUAAACAUAGCCGUGGUUAGAACUACUUAAGAAAUGGAUCGAUACAUGUAAUUGGGUACAUAAAACAGAUCAGUUGGAGCCACAGCCAUGAAUAAGGAAUCAAGUCGUAGUCAUUGCAUUUUCACUGUAUACAUAGAAUGUUCUGUUACAGACCAAAAAGGAAAUGAGAGAAUUACUGCUGGAAAAUUAAACUUGGUGGAUUUGGCAGGUAGUGAAAGAUAAUCAAAAACCUAAGCCACAGGUGACAGAUUAAAAGAAGCAACAAAAAUCAAUUUAUCACUUUCAGCUUUGGGUAAUGUCAUUUCAGCACUUGUUGAUGAGAUUCUAAAUUUGACAAGAUUAUUACAGGAUUCUUUGGGAGGAAAUACAAAAACAAUAAUGAUCACAGCUAUCAGUCCAUCUGAUUUCAACUUUGAUGAAACUUUGUCUAGUUUAAGGUAUGCAUCAAGAGCUAAAAUGAUUAAAAAUCAACCUAAAGUAAAUGAAGAUCCAAAAGAUGCUUUAUUAAAAGAAUAGGCUGAAGAGAUCAAAAAACUUAAAGAAAUGCUGUCCAAAUAAGCAGCAGGUUAACCGAUAUCUAUGGAUGCCUUUUAGCCAAUUGCUAAAUCAGAAAACAAUUCAGAGCUGGCAAGAUUGAAAGCAGAGAAUGAUAGAUUGAAGGAGAAGAGUAAGGCCUAAGCAGGAGGUGGACCAACUGAAGAGAAACUUAAAGAAUUACAUGAAUUUAAGGAGAAGAACAAUUAGUUACUAUAAGAGAAGGAAAGAAUUGAAAUGGAAGUAAGAGAGAAGGAGAUUUAAGCAGAAUAAGAACGAUAAGCCAGGAAGAGAUUGGAAGAUUUAUUGAAAGAAAAGGAGUAGAUGAUGGUUUAAGGUGGCAGAGGUACUGAAGACGAUAAAAAGAAGUAUAAAAAAUUGAGACAAGCUAUUGAUUUAUAAAAAAAAGAGCAUGAGGCCCUUAUUAGUUAAUAGGAAUAGUAAUAAUAAGAACUAUUGUAAAUUGAGACUAAGUAUCAAAGUGUACAGGAAGAGGUUGAAAAAUUAAGGAAACUUGUUAAAUUUUUGAGAAAGAAAUUAGAAGAGGCUUAAAAUGAGUAGAAAGAUUUAAAGCAAGAAGUUGAAUAUGAGAAAGAAGAUCUGUUGGAUACGAUUAGAAGUUAGAAAAAAGAAAUCAAAUUAUAUUCUGGCAUAGUUAAAAUGAUGUUUAAUCAAACUGAGUUAGAAUCUCUUCAAGCAGCAUGUGAAUGGGAUGAUGAUUCUUCGGAAUACAAGAUUCCUCCUUUCAAUUUCAAAGCUAAGAAAGUCAAUUUUCCUAAUUUGCCUUAUAAACAAGCUAUCGAUUUAAUUGAGCAAGAAAAGGCAGAAAGAAUUAUUGAAAUAAAUUCUCGAUAAUCUGAUAAAGGUAGUUACUAUGAUUCUGAAUACAAUCAAAGAAUGAUUUCCUCAAAACAACAAAUAAAGGAUUCUCAACAAAAAUAAAAUGGUACAAGUUAGCCUCAGUUGGAUAGAGCCUAAUUAGUGGCUGAGAAGAUAAAAUUGAAUUAUUAGAUGCUCGAAGAAAAAGAAGGAAAAUAUAGAUACUCGAAUGAAGUUUCCAAUCAGUAAUUGAACGAGAAGAAACCAAAUCAAAAAAUAAUAUUAAGUCCUAUUGAUAAUCGAGGAAACACAGUCCCCAAUUUUCCAAGUCAAUAUGGAUAUAAUAGUAAUACAAACAGCAGCAAUUUAUCACAAGCAACACCACCAUCUAAUAAAAAAAAUGUUAAUCUAUAGCCUUUAGAAUCAAAACCAUAGGUUCCAGGACCUGAUGAAUUAUAAAGAAGAAAAUAGCAUCAGAGAGUCUAACAAAUUUGA